AUGCUUGUCGGAGCCAAAAAGUGGGUUCAAGAGUUGCAAAGACAAGCUAAAAUUGGACCGAAUUUCAACCGAGCAAAGUUGGUGGGGGGUCCAAGGUUGUGUGAAUCAACGGCUGACAGUAGACUGUCAGAAAGAAAGAGUAAAAAGCCGGCCAGCCUGUUACCCAUCCUGGCUCCUUCGGUCAUUGACUCCCUAAACGGACAAAUCUUACACCAACUAGCUCCCAAUCUCCUCCCGAAUACCAAUGUUUAUCAGACACCACGUGGCACUUUGACGUCCAAUAUUGAUCGACCUCACACAUGA
Messenger RNA from Dovyalis caffra, 303 nucleotides. NCBI's taxonomy places the organism in Eukaryota, Viridiplantae, Streptophyta, Magnoliopsida, Malpighiales, Salicaceae. The record is from the annotation of a GenBank genome assembly.